UAUUGUGCCUGGAACAUUGCGGCAGUAGACGAAACACUUGAGUGAAAGGUGUCGUUUCUCCCUUAUUUCUGAGCAAGCAAAACACAUCUUGCUUUCUUCAGGAAACAACAAAUGUUUCGUCCGCGUAGAGGAACAGAUGGAAGCAUCUGGGUGUUGGUUGACACGCGGAGAAACGUCUGCGGCUUCCAGUGCGGCCAUAACAACCAAGCGGUUGCGCUGCAUGGGAAGAUCAUCGGCGGCGGCUUGGGGUUCUUGACCAGUUUCUCUCGGAAGCUGCAGGCAUUCGCAUGAUCUCUUUCUCAGAAAGCAUCCCAGACACGAAAAUCAGGCAUCGGUUGUAGCUGCUUGAUGAUGCGGGGUUAAUUUCUGCCAGUUAAAACUUCGCAAGAUGAGGUUCUGGUCUCUGCUCGUCGUCGCGUGGAUGCCCGUUCUGCAGGUCCUCCUUGCAGGCAUGCUCGGAGCUUGUCUCGCGUCCAGCCGGUUCAACGUCCUCACCUCUGAUGCUCGAAGGAGCAUAAAUAAGAUUGUUUAUAUUGUCUUCGUUCCAUCCCUCGUCUUUUCGAGCUUGGCAGGGACUGUAACGCUCAAGGACGUCAUUUCCUGGUGGUUCAUGCCAGUGAACAUGAGCAUCAUAUUCCUGAUCGGAGCAACUCUAGGAUGGCUGGCCGUGAAGACCCUAAGGCCAGGAGAACAUCUUCAGGGACUUGUCAUUGCUUGCAGCUCAGCAGGUAACUGGGGAACCAUACCCUUGAUGAUAGUUCCAGCGAUUUGCAAUGAGGAGGACAGCCCCUUUGGUGAUGCCACCACCUGCAAAUCUCUCGGCAUCUCCUACGUCUCAUUGUCCAUGGCGCUAGGAAAUUUCUUCAUUUGGACCCAUAGCUACAGCGUCAUGAAGAGAUCUGCUCAGCUCUAUAACAAAGGAUGUAAUGAUCACCCUACAACUAAUAACGUAAGAAAGGAACAAAAUUCAGGAGAAGAUCAAAAUGGUAAUUAUGUCGCUUUUCUGCCCAUGUUCUCGUCUGCAGAUUCUUGUGAGGAUGUCCCGAACAACUCAGUUAGUCCUACCUUGCCUUCCAACAGCCUUUCUGGUACCUUGAUGCACUAUUUCAGAAGAGCAAAGGAUUUGCUGGUAGAGAUACUGAAAGAACUGUGGUCACCUCCCAGUGUUGCCGCUCUCGUAGGGUUUACUGUCGGAGCAAUCGAUAAGCUGAAAUCACUCGUUACGGAGGAAGACAGCCCUCUCCGAGUGGUCCAAGAUACUGCACAGUUACUAGGAGAUGCUGCAAUACCUUGCACUGUCCUCAUACUCGGUGGAAACCUUACCAAAGGCAGAGGAAGGACGACGAUGAAGCCUCUGGUAGUCAUAUCGAUUAUUGUGAUACGCUUCGUGAUCCUUCCUGCCUGUGGAAUCGGCGUGGUCAAGGCAGCCAGGGAGCUUGGGUUCCUGCCAGGAUCACCCCUGUACCAUUACGUUCUGCUGUUGCAAUCUACAGUUCCCCCAGCCAUGAGCAUCGGAACCAUAGCUCAGCUGUUCGAUGUUGGGGAAGAGGAGUGCUCCAUCGUCUUCCUCUGGACGCACCUGGUUGCCGCACUGGCGCUCACACUCUGGUCGACUGUGUUCAUGUCACUGGUGUCCUGAGCGUCUCUUCAGUAAAACAUUGCAUCAGUCGGCACAUUUGUUGUACUGCCUCCGUUCAUAAAAGAAUAUCGAAGAUUUAUCUAAAUUCGGAUAUAUCUGUAUACUAAAAAGUGUCUAUAUACAGGGAGGGGCGUUUCUGGUCCCGAGCUAAGAUGAGCCCGUUUUGUGGACCGUCCAAAUCGCCUGGGGAUGGGUGCAGUGGCCAGAAUUCCUGUCAGAACAGCGUCCUGGAACCAGUCCUCUACGCGUAGCGUUCGUAUGUGUACGUAGCGAUAGGUGGUGACGGCCGUAAGGUUGUCGUGUGGCAGGCAGGUGGGAGCAGGCUCGCAGCGCCGAUACAGGCGUUCAUUUUCCCUGUACUGAUGGAAUCAAUACGUGCUCAGGCUGGGCUAGGACAGAGCAUACGAGAUUCAAAUAAAGAAUUCGCAUACGACACUUCAUACGAAUGGAUACCACCAAUGGCAACGCGAAUGCCCAGUUCAGAAUACAGGUGCAUCUGAGCUCGAGAUCAGAUAGGCAUUUUCGCUAUAUACAUCCAAACUUAGACAAACUUCCGACAUCCUUUUAUGGACAGAGGUGGUACUAUAAUAUGU
Messenger RNA from Lolium perenne, 2232 nucleotides. Its product is annotated as protein PIN-LIKES 7. NCBI's taxonomy places the organism in Eukaryota, Viridiplantae, Streptophyta, Magnoliopsida, Poales, Poaceae. The record is from RefSeq and is a predicted model, not a curated record. Gene Ontology annotation, cellular component: membrane. Gene Ontology annotation, biological process: endoplasmic reticulum to cytosol auxin transport.